CAUCAAUGUCCGCCGAAGAACCAAAGAUUGAAAACGUCGAAGAAGAAGAAGUCCCAACCUUGGAAGAUGUCCCUGUUGAACAACUCAAGGGUGAAUCUGCUGCCGCUGCUGCUGCCAGACACAGACAAUCAAAGGCUGAAAAGAAGAACAAGAAGGCCAUUCUCAAGGCUGGUUUGAAGGAAUAUCCAGGUGUCAAGCAAGUCUCCAUCAGAAGUGCUCAAAGACUCAACUUGACUAUUGAUGAUCCAGAAGUUUUCAUCUCUGACAAUGGUAACGGUACUGCUGUCUUUGUUGUUUUCGGUAAAUUCAACAUGGAAGAUGCCACCCAACAAAGAGGACAACAAGCUGUUGCUGACUUGUUGAAGCCAAAGGAUGAAGUCCCAGUUGAAGCCACUGAAUCCGAUGAAACCCCAGAAGAACUCCCAGAAAAUAUUGCCGAAAAGGAUGUCCAAAUGGUCAUUGAACAAACUGGUUUGUCCAGAAAUGCUGCCAUCAAGAAGAUUAAGGAACACGGUGGUGACAUCAUUGAAGCUAUCACUUCUGCUCAAAAGUAAAUUAUUAAAAAAAAAAUUUAAAUUCUCUUAAAAA
Molecule: messenger RNA, 588 nt
Organism: Naegleria gruberi
Lineage: Eukaryota; Heterolobosea; Eutetramitea; Acrasida; Naegleriidae
Product: nascent polypeptide-associated complex alpha subunit
Exons: 1
Coding region: 6-554 (182 amino acids)
Biological process (GO): protein targeting to membrane
Cellular component (GO): nascent polypeptide-associated complex; cytoplasm
Source: RefSeq, a predicted model, not a curated record